Molecule: messenger RNA, 1194 nt
Organism: Trematosphaeria pertusa
Lineage: Eukaryota; Fungi; Ascomycota; Dothideomycetes; Pleosporales; Trematosphaeriaceae
Exons: 2
Coding region: 1-1194 (397 amino acids)
Source: RefSeq, a predicted model, not a curated record
AUGCGUGGCGUCCUCACCGCAGCCAUCGCCGCACUGGGCGUCGCCCCGCUCGCUGCCGGCCACACCUGGAUCGAGCAGCUACGGAAUAUUAACGACCAAGGUCAGUACGUCGGCGAGUACGGUUAUCCUCGCGGCAUGGUCUCGAAGACGGACCCUGGGUUCGACGGCUUCUCCAUGAACUGGCUGCUUCCCGAGACUACCUCCGGUAGCCCCUACAUCAACGAGAGCACCCCGCUCUGCCACCCAAGCCAGCGACAACAGAAGCAGUCCCAGGAGAAGUACCCCCGCCUGCAAGCCGUUCCCGGCAAGUUCAUCGCGAUGCGGUACAUGGAAAAUGGCCACGUCUCGUUGCCCGACAACCAACAGGGCAAGCCCGAGAAGGGCGGCACGGUCUUUGUCUACGGCACCACACAGCCAAAGGAGGACGAGAACCUCGUGGAUGUUCUCCGGUGGACGCAGGACGGGCAAGGCGGCGACAAGCGCGGCGUCCUUCUGAACAUGAAUGACUAUGACGAUGGGCGCUGUUACGAAAAGAACGAUUCUCCCAUCUCGCUUGCCCGUCAGAAGUCGGAUCCGAACUUCGCCAUGGGCCAGGUCUCCGACGGCCCAGGUAACUACCCUCUCUUUUGUGAGAGCAACGCCGCCGUUCCCAAAGACACCCAGACCGGGAAGCCCUACACGAUUUACUGGGUCUGGCAGUGGAACACCUCGCCAGGUGUCGACCCUGGGCUUCCAGACGGUAUUGACCAGUACUACACCACUUGCAUUGACGUCGACGUCGUCGACACCGUUGCCAAUGCGCAAGCCGAGGCUGACUUCGCUCUUGGGCCUCAGCAGGACGCCAUGUCCAUCGCGGUCUCCGACUUCGCGUCGCGCACUGCUCUUAUGACGGACGUCGUCGAGGGCGAAGUCGGCCCCGUCUUCAACGCAACGCCGACCGCAACUGGCGCACCAUCAGGCACCGCUGCUCCGCCACCGGCUCAGACGACGUUGGCGAGAGCUCCGUCUGGCAACUCGUCUGCGACCCCGAACAUCCCCACCUUGACCGACCCUGGCGACGACAGUGUCGUGACUGUGACUGAUACCGUGGUCGUCACGGUUACCGCUCCGGCCGUCGCUUCACAAGUCACUCCCCGUGCUGCGCACAUGGCGCGUCACGGCGUCAAGUUCCGGGGUAGGUUCAUACGCGACUGA